Messenger RNA from Cuculus canorus (common cuckoo), 1880 nucleotides. Its product is annotated as probable E3 ubiquitin-protein ligase makorin-1. Lineage: Eukaryota; Metazoa; Chordata; Aves; Cuculiformes; Cuculidae. Gene Ontology annotation, molecular function: ubiquitin protein ligase activity; metal ion binding. The record is from RefSeq and is a predicted model, not a curated record. Gene Ontology annotation, biological process: protein polyubiquitination. The transcript is spliced from 7 exons. The coding region runs from base 553 to 1773 and encodes 406 amino acids.
UUAAGAGAUAACAUGCAGACAAUCUCCAGACAUGGAUGAAUAACUUGAAAGAAUAAACACUCUCUUAGAGCUGCAAGAAUUUAUGGAUACGCUUAAUUGUCUUGUAAGACAUAGUUGUCUUGGGUCAAGAGAUAACCUGAAGGAAGUCUCUGGACACAGUCAGAUAACCUCAAAAAGUAAACAUACUUUGAGGAUUUACACUGCUCUUUGUCUAAAACUAGUUGAUCUACCCACUGCUUUUGGAAGAUGGGAUGCCUUCUUUAGAUGGGCAUCGGAUUCAGAGCUGAAUCGUAAAAUAUUAUUGUCUUUGCUUCAAAAGUCUUUGUCCUUUUUAGUAGUCUAUCGGUGAAGAAGUGUUUCUCAGCCUCGGAAGGCGCAGCUUUGCUCCCAGCCUUGCCCUGAAGGUCCCUGUGUGCUGGGCAGCGGCAGGGCGAGGGUUAAUGCUCUGCACCCUACGGGCAGGUCUCGGUUAACCGGUUGCACCCACUGGUCCAUCCAAGGCAAUAAAUAGCCCUGGGAGGUCGCUCAACCCUCUUGGCUACCGGGAAGGAGAUGGAGCAGGGCUCGCCGGUGGCAUCUGGGGCUUUUAGGGCUCGGGGGUGCAGACCCCAGUGCAGGAAUUUUGCCCGUGGAUUCUGUCGAUGGGGUCAGAGUUGCCGCUUCUCACACGAUAGAAAACAAGGUCAGAUCUGUAGGUACUUCCAGAGCGGUUUUUGUAGGUACGGAGAGCGGUGCAGCUAUGAACACAUCCAAGAGGAACCGGUGGCAGUGGGGACCCGUUAUGGCCCCGUGUCCCCCAGUUUCUGGGACUCGGAGCCCAGCAGCGUGCCUGCCCGGGACUUGGGGAGACCCCAGGAUUCAGGGGGACCUCUGCCCAGUUCAGCCCACCCUGUCCCCAGUGUGGUGCGCGUGGCUUUCAAGUUCCCAAAUGUGGAGGUUGAGGAAGAGGAGACACACAAGGAGAACAUCCCAGCACCUCACAACGUCCACCGUGGGGCCAUCAGCAGAGAAUUUGUCCCUGCACGAGCUCAGGGUGCCCCAGGUGGGUGUUGUUCCCAACUGCAACGGCUGGGGCUGGCUCCCAAUUCCCUGGAUCCCGGAGAGGCAGUGGUGGGGACGUCGACGUGGAGUGCUUCUGCAGAGGUCCCUGCGGAGCUGGGUGCUGCAGCAGCUCCGGUGCCCACCGCGGCGCUGAGGGCACGGAGCGAGGCCGUGGUGUGCGGCAUCUGCAUGGACCGGGUGUACGAGAAGGCACUGCCGGAGGAAAGGCUCUUUGGGAUCCUCCCCAACUGCAGCCACGUCUACUGCCUGGGCUGCAUCCGCAAGUGGCGUCGCAGCCGGGAUUUCCAGAGCGGGGUCGUCAAGGCCUGUCCGGAGUGCCGGGUCAUCUCCAAUUACUACAUCCCCCACAAAUACUGGGUCUCGGAUGUGAGUGAGAAGGAGAAGCUCAUCGAAACCUUCAAGGCGCGAACGAGGAAAAUCAGAUGCAAGUUCUUCACGCGGAAUCGCGGCUGCUGCCCGUUCAAGUCGGAAUGCAUCUACCUACACGAGCUGCCCACGGGCCGGCGGCGGCGGCGCAGGCGGCAGCGCCCAAGGAUGCCUGUUGUAAGUGGGGUGUGGCAUUCUGGGGGGCGUUGGAGAACCUCACGGCUCUGCAACGUGGCUCAGGGCGAGGGUUCAUCCUCUCUCCUGUGCUGCAGUUCAGCCCUUCGCUCUCGGAGAGCUCGGAUGAAGAGGAUGAGGAUCUCGAGUGGGCUCUCGCCCUCUCCCUGAUGGACUCAGGCUUCUGGUCCAUGAGAUGCGGCCAUGAGACGUUCUUCAUGCACUUCAGUGACUCUGACUAAGCUAUGACCCCCUGUGCCGCGUCCGGGUGCUGCUGG